Aspergillus nidulans FGSC A4 is the source of this 1344-nucleotide messenger RNA. RefSeq names its product 3-keto-steroid reductase. The transcript is spliced from 2 exons. Lineage: Eukaryota; Fungi; Ascomycota; Eurotiomycetes; Eurotiales; Aspergillaceae. The record is from RefSeq and is a predicted model, not a curated record. Bases 1 to 1344 code for a protein of 447 amino acids.
AUGCUUACGGACGGCAUCGAAGGGGUCAAGGAGAAAGUCUUUGUGCUCGUGACCGGUGCCAACAGCGGACUAGGAUACUCAACGUGUUGCCGUCUUGCAGAUGAAUUCCUGGCGUCUCAUCGGAACGACCAUCGUUCAUUGACAAUCAUCUUCACUACCCGGAGCACAAGAAAGGGAAGCGACACCCUUCGCAACCUACAGAAUCACCUCCGCACCUCCACCUUCGGUGCUUCGGCCACCGCUCGAGUGACCUUCGUUCCUGAAAAUGUCGACCUCUGCAACCUCCUCUCGGUCCGCGCGCUAUCCCGUCGCCUGAACAAGACCUUCCCAAAACUCGACGCGAUUGUGCUUAAUGCCGGGAUAGGGGGUUGGUCUGGCCUCAAUUGGCCUCUGGCCGUAUGGAGCGUUUGCACCGACAUUAUCCAUGCGACGACGUGGCCAAAGUACAAAAUUGCGCCUGUAGGUCUCAUAACGGACAACCAGACAAUUACUGUGACCGACAAGGAGCCCCGCCUGGGAACCGUCUUCUGCGCCAACGUCUUCGGCCACUACAUGCUCGCGCAUAAUGUCAUGCCUCUCCUGCACCGAUCCGGAUCCCCCAACGGACCCGGACGCGUGAUAUGGCUCUCCAGCACUGAAGCCACGAUCAACUUCUUCGAUGUUGAUGAUUUUCAGGCGCUCCGGUCCAAAGCUCCCUACGAGUCAUCAAAAGCGCUAACAGACCUCCUAUCCCUCACCUCAGACCUUCCCAGUACUGCUCCCUGGGUGAAAAGCUUCUAUUCCACCGACUUCGAAACCGAUUCCAAGCCCAGCACCGGACCUGAGACCGCCUCGACCAUACCCAACGUAUACCUCUCUCACCCCGGAAUCUGCGCUACGGCGAUUAUACCCCUUCCUACAAUCCUCAUCUACGCAAUGGUCGCCGCAUUUUGGCUAGCCCGCAUCCUCGGCUCCCCUUGGCAUACCUUAUCCACCUACCUAGGCGCUUGCAGCCCUGUCUGGCUUGCUCUCUCCACACAAUCAGAACUCGACGCCGCCGAAGCACCGUACCGGAAACACGGCGGCGGCAGGGUGAAAUGGGGGUCUUCGGCGUCUCGAUUAGGUGUAGCCUCCGUCGUAUCUUCGGAGGUUGACGGAUGGGGCUAUGGGGGUGUUCCUGGGCCGGCUGUUGUGGCGGAGGAUAGGGUCAGAAGGCGCAAGCGUGGUGCAGUGGAUCUUACGGCUGAGGGGAAGGAGGGAUUCGAGGAACUGGGGGCUAGAUGUUGGAGGCAGAUGGAGGAGCUGAGGAUCCUGUGGGAUAACUUACUUGAUGAGGAGGAGAAGGGGACUGGUGUGACGGCGUAG